AUGAGUGUUAAACAAGCCUGCAUCUUUCUCAAAGGAGCACCGAGGAGAACAAGAGCUUUGACGCAAGACGAGAUAGAAGAGUUGCGUGAAGCUUUUGUGGAGUUUGACAAAGACAAGGACGGUUUCAUCAGCUGUAAAGACCUGGGUAACCUGAUGAGAACCAUGGGUUACAUGCCCACGGAAAUGGAGCUGAUAGAACUGAGCCAGAACAUCAACAUGAAUUUGGGGGGACGGGUGGACUUCGACGAUUUUGUGGAACUAAUGACCCCAAAGCUUCUGGCUGAAACUGCCGGGAUGAUUGGGUUAAAGGAACUGAAAGAGGCCUUCAGAGAGUUCGAUAUGGAUGGUGACGGCAGCAUCACGUCCGAGGAGCUGAGACAUGCAAUGGUGAAGCUACUAGGCGAACAGACCAGCAAGAAUGAAAUUGACGCUGUGGUCAGAGAAGCUGACAACAACGGCGAUGGAACAGUUGACUUUGAAGAGUUUGUGAAAAUGAUGUCGCAGAAAUGAGGUCGACACACGGAGUGGGAAUGAAGAGGAUCCAUUUUUAUUGAAUUGUUGUUCAUUUUCCUGUGUUUUUA
Messenger RNA from Limanda limanda (common dab), 581 nucleotides. RefSeq names its product calcium binding protein 5b (gene cabp5b). Lineage: Eukaryota; Metazoa; Chordata; Actinopteri; Pleuronectiformes; Pleuronectidae. The coding region runs from base 1 to 510 and encodes 169 amino acids. The transcript is spliced from 6 exons. Gene Ontology annotation, molecular function: calcium ion binding. The record is from RefSeq and is a predicted model, not a curated record.